AUGUUCAAGGCAUCGGGCCGUGACUUUGACACGCAGUCUUUGACUGCAAGUGUGACCGACUAUCCCAUAGAAAAUGGAAGACGUUACCACAAGUACCACGAGGGCACAUACCUCUAUCCCAAUGAUGAACAGGAGUUGGACCGUUUGGACAUGCAGCAUCAUAUGAUAAAGCUCAUCAAUAAUGGACGACUCUUUCUCGCCCCUAUACAGAACCCCAAGCAUAUCCUCGACAUCGGAACUGGAUCUGGUAUUUGGCCUAUCGAGAUGGCGACCGAGUUUCCCAAUGCCCAGAUUGUUGGUACUGAUCUUUCUCCCGUUCAACCUACCGAGGUUCCCGAAAAUGUUCACUUCCUGGUGGAUGAUGCCACCGAGGAAGACUGGCUCUGGGAGCCCGAGCACUUCGACUUCAUCCACACGGCACAUCUGAUAGGAGCCCUGCCUUCAUACAAGGAUCUCUUGCGGAAAACUUUCAAACAUCUCAAGGCCGGUGGCUACGUUGAGUGUAACGAAUUCGACCCCAAGCCGAAAUGCGACGAUGGAACGAUGCCGCCCGGCGACCCCGACAGCUUCAGCGAGUUCGCUCUGCAGGACUGGUGCGAUUUGGAAAUCCGAUCGGGUCAGAUCUCGGAUCCCCCCCGGCAAUUUCGAAUAGCUCAUCGAAUUGCACGAUGGAUGAGAGAUCUUGGUUUCGUUGACGUUGAAGAAACAAUCCACAAAGUCCCGACGAAUACCUGGCCGACCGAUCCGCACCUCAGGACUAUUGGUUCCUGGAGCGAAGCGAACUGGCUCGAAGCUCUAUCAGGCUGGUCAUAUAAACCCCUCAGUAUUUUGGGGUGGUCGAAACCCGAAAUCGAAGUUUUCCUCGUUGAUGUCCGAAAGAGCAUCCAGAACCGCGACGUCCACUGCUAUACAGACUACUAUGUGGUGACCGGCAGAAAGCCUCGCUCGGACCUCUCAAUUGCUGCCGCAUGCAACUCCUGCCUCAUGUCUUUCGGCAGAUAUGCCUAUAGGCAUACUAUUCAGCCCUCUUCCAACGUUUUAAUCGAUCACGUAUGGGUCAGCGAAGAUCUACUUUCCUCUACCUUCCGACGAUUCGCAAACGGCCAACGACGCCAUGAGAGCCGGGUCCCGGGUCCAUUGGAGGCGCGGAGACGGUUGGCUAAACGGCGGAAUACGGCAUUCGCUGGCAUAGCUGGAUCGGGGCCUUUGGACGAUGUCGCCUGUUUGUUUGGGCGCAAUGGCCGGGAACAUAUGAAAUGGAGCGAUAGCCAGUUGGGAAGAACGACGACACCCGAGACUCCAAAUUCUGAAUUCUAUCGGUUCUCUUCGUCCUCGUCCGCUUCUCCUCUUCCCUUUUACAGCGAGAAUGUCGAUCCGAGCGAGUCCUUCGGUCAGCGAGAUUCGGGUGCGCCGGCGGGAAAACGCUCUCGCAAACCGACUUUGCAGGAAUCCUUGCGGGGUCGCUAUACGGUGUCGGAAAUCAAGGAUGCGGUUUCGCAAUUGGGUGUUGAUCCUCAGAGGGACCCUGCCCUUAGUCGUCUGAUAUUCGAGCAUUUGUUGGCGCGGUCUACCGAGGAAGAACUCGUCAUCUUUCUAAAUGACAUAUCUUUGAAUAAUCCGGGAGCGGGGAACUAUCUGAGCGCGGUCAAAGACCUGGAUCUUCGAGAAACAGGUUUAACGGAACCACUGAUUCUUUGGGACGCCGUCAUUAGAGCGCUUGAGCUUGGGCUCAUCCCGUCAGAUGAACUCACAGCAAUCGUCAAAACCUUGCCGAAUCAGAUUGGCGAAAGUAAUGGCACGGGCGCCCUCACUGUGCUAUAUCAGGAGAUGUGGGAUGCGAUUGGGCAGUGCGAUGUUUAUGGGCAUAAAGAUCUGGAUGAGAUGAUCGCUGAUGCGUGGCUUGAGAUCCUAGUGGAAAGCAACCAUCCGGAUGCCCUUCUUCUGGCAAAGGAGAUUGUAAUUGCAACGCACAAGCGGAAUCCUACGCUCAGUUCCUGGACCCCUUUACUCAUCACACAGUGGCUGGAAGCAUCAGCUCACAAAGCCGAUAUCAAAUUUGUCACCAAUCUCUUGGGCCAAUUUCCACGCGACACGCAACUUCAGCAAAUAUUUGAGGCCACCGAAUUUCUGGUAUCUUCCAGGAAGCGAGACGUACUUGAGAAAUGGCGAGACAGCUUGUGUGCUUUGCCGAAUGUACGAAAACUGCUAUCGUCGCAGAUUUGGACCGAUGUUCGAGCCACUGCGGAGCAGACCAGCUCCCCUCAAUUCACGACUCACCACCAAAUUAUCUUGCGCCUCUGGGUGUUGAGGUCUCUUACUAGAAGCCUGCGCGACGGACCACUUUGGAGACCCGGGUCGAGAUCGAUAGAUUAUGUCGCCUAUAAUCUUUUGAAUCUUUACAAGGCUACCGAGGCUACCGAAGACAUCGACCACGAUGGAUUUCUAGCUCAUAUGAGGAAAGGAAUUCAUGAUCUGGGCCUACCAUCCAACGACCUACUCAUGCUUGCCGUUGACCUCAAAUCUGGAACGAAAAUGACUAAAGCGUCCCGAGGAUCCUUGCGGAAGCUAGAGUCGUCAAAUUUACCAUUUGCAGACAUAUUUGCAGACCUUGAGGCAUAUAACGCCUCGAAGCCUCAUAUGUUUACUGCUCUCGAAAAGACCGUUCGGAAAAUAGACGUCACAAGUCCUUCAUUCAUCGAGCAUAUGCUUCAUAUUGUACGAAAUGGAGACUCUCGGAGUGCCUGGACAAUAAUCCGUCUCCUUCGAUGCCACACCUCGCUUAAGAUAUCGCUAUCGAAAUCUUGGCAACCAAUUCCAGAACCGUCUGAGAUGGCGCUCGUGCGAUACUACUCCCAGCCUCGCGGGGCAGACUGUCCCGACCCUCAUGCGGCCUUGGAAAUGGUCCAUUCGCUUGCAACUUCGAUCUCAUGCUCACGGAACUUGAGUCCGUGUCGCGCUUACUCCCUGGUCCACUGGCUCUAUGUCUUCCUCGUGAAGCACAGCGCCCCGGUGAAGCCGGUUAUCGCGCGCGCAAUGUACCAUGCUGGUAUAGUACGAUAUCGAAGGGAGGGACUACGCGUUGCACGCGCGCAGUACGACUACAUUAUGGAUUUUGUGAAGAAAUACGAGCACCCUGAACUGGUGGCUGACCUCGUGCAUGCGCCGCAGGCAGGUGCAACGUAUGAACAGCCGAGUGAAUUCGAGGAGGAUGAGUAUAUCUACGCUUAA
Aspergillus steynii IBT 23096 is the source of this 3228-nucleotide messenger RNA. RefSeq lists its product as uncharacterized. Gene Ontology annotation, molecular function: methyltransferase activity. The record is from RefSeq and is a predicted model, not a curated record. Lineage: Eukaryota; Fungi; Ascomycota; Eurotiomycetes; Eurotiales; Aspergillaceae. The transcript has 6 exons. The coding region runs from base 1 to 3228 and encodes 1075 amino acids.